UCGUUGCUAUAUUCUUUGCCCAAGAUGAAAAGUUAUUUUUCAGUUUUUUCAUUAAGUCGUUAUUUUAUUUUCAUUUUGGACCGAUUGAGUUGAUUUGCUGUUCUUUUAUUGUGCGGUUUAACGGGUGAAUGUUAAUUUUCUCCAUCAAAUUUUCUCCACAUUAUUGUAUAACCGAUUGCCUGCUACACAGGGAUAAAUUGUGUAAGGACGUAGACGCAAGUGAAUAAUCUGCGGUUAUGUAAACUAAUUUGUCAACAAUUGUCAAAAGAAAACACGUUUAUUUGGGUCAACAUUAAUAUAAUUUUCCUAUUAUAUAUCCCAAAACCCUCAAAUUCGAUAAAAACUGCUGAAUUCCCUACGUCUAUAAUAAACGUUCAUAUUUAUAAAAGGCCCGAAAGCCAAAAUCUUAGACGGGAGUCGGAAAAUCCUACAGAAUUUGGCUAAUGUAAGUGAACAAAUUCAUUUUCACCAGAACUUAGUACUAAAUCAACAUGAACUUCAAUCAGUAGAUCAUUUAGAUAAAACAAAUCACUUGACAAAAUUGUGACAAUACGCUUUGUGGUAACAUUUCACCUUAUCAGAUUAUCAUGUUGAACUAAUAGCUGUCUCCUUUGGUGUGAAUGUGGGUCAUUAAACUGAUGAAACAACCGGUUUGGGUUCAGAAAAACGACAUCGCAAGUACCUAGUCGCUUAAUGCUGAAUUUAGUGCGCCUGCAAUAGCGUGUAGUCUUUGACCUGCAGUGGUCUAGUGAACGAUUAUUUAGUUACUUCGCAAGAUGAGGCUGGUUAUUUUGGAUAAUUCGGAAACUGUAGCUGAAUGGGCAGCUCGAUAUGUCCUCAAGAAGAUUAACGAGUUCAACCCUGGCCCUGAUAACUACUUUGUAUUGGGCCUACCAACAGGCAGUACUCCCUAUGGCAUGUACCAGAAGUUGAUUGAAUACUACAAAGCAGGAAGAGUCUCUUUCAAAUUUGUUAAAACCUUCAAUAUGGAUGAAUAUGUCAAUCUGCCAAGAGAGCAUCCAGAAAGCUACCAUUGCUAUAUGUGGAAUAGCUUCUUCAAGCACAUAGAUAUAGACCCAAAAAAUGCCCAUAUUCUCGAUGGGAACGCCCCUGAUCUGGUGAAGGAAUGCAUAGAAUACGAGAAUAAAAUCAAAGAAUCUGGAGGAAUCGAUUUGUUUAUUGGAGGAAUUGGACCUGAUGGCCACAUUGCUUUUAACGAACCCGGCUCCUCUUUGGUGUCUCGAACCAGAGUGAAAACCCUCGCCCAAGACACUUUGGAAGCGAACGCGCGAUUCUUCGGAAACGACAUUAACAAAGUGCCUAAGCAAGCCCUCACAGUCGGAGUGGCCACUGUAAUGGAUGCGAAAGAGGUGAUGAUUCUGAUCACCGGAUCACACAAGGCUUUCGCCCUUUACAAAGCGAUUGAAGAGGGAGUGAAUCAUAUGUGGACCGUGUCCGCCUUCCAGCAGCAUCAGCACACUUUAAUAAUAUGCGACGAGGAUGCCACUUUGGAAUUGAGAGUUAAGACUGUCAAGUAUUUUAAGGCACUAAGCGGCGUCCACCAAAAACUAAUCGAAGAAUCCGAACCAUUGGACAGAUACAGGACUAUCCAUUAACGAUUAAAUGAGCUUGUCUGCAGAGCACGAAGCCUUGAUAUCAGAGCAAUGAUUUUAUAUGCAUGUAGGUAUUGGUUUUGUUUCACAAAUUAAAUUGAAUUUUUCAUCA
Dendroctonus ponderosae (mountain pine beetle) is the source of this 1725-nucleotide messenger RNA. It is a transcript of the gene Oscillin, whose product is annotated as glucosamine-6-phosphate isomerase. The transcript is spliced from 7 exons. Gene Ontology annotation, biological process: carbohydrate metabolic process; N-acetylglucosamine catabolic process; D-glucosamine catabolic process. Lineage: Eukaryota; Metazoa; Arthropoda; Insecta; Coleoptera; Curculionidae. Gene Ontology annotation, molecular function: identical protein binding; glucosamine-6-phosphate deaminase activity. The record is from RefSeq and is a predicted model, not a curated record. Gene Ontology annotation, cellular component: cytoplasm. The coding region runs from base 777 to 1616 and encodes 279 amino acids.